Molecule: messenger RNA, 2609 nt
Organism: Clarias gariepinus (North African catfish)
Lineage: Eukaryota; Metazoa; Chordata; Actinopteri; Siluriformes; Clariidae
Gene: arpc5a
Product: actin related protein 2/3 complex, subunit 5A
Exons: 4
Coding region: 113-568 (151 amino acids)
Biological process (GO): regulation of actin filament polymerization; cell migration; Arp2/3 complex-mediated actin nucleation
Cellular component (GO): Arp2/3 protein complex; cytoplasm; actin cytoskeleton
Molecular function (GO): actin filament binding
Source: RefSeq, a predicted model, not a curated record
GCGCUCUACGCGGAAGUGACUGCGGAAGGAUCGCUUGCUUCCUGAAAAGUACCGGGGUCUGAAGCUACUCUUUCUCUUUUGUAUUAUUAUAACUUUAACGAGGCGUUCAAACAUGUCGAAGAAUACGGUUUCGGACCGCUUUAGAAGGGUUGACGUUGACGAGUAUGACGAGAACAAGUUUGUGGAUGAAGAGGAAAAAGGCGGAGAGAAUCAACUGGGUCCAGACGAGGCCGAGGUCGACUCCCUCAUCAGACAAGGGAAACUGAUGGACGCGCUCCAGGCCGUGCUAAAGAACCCACCUAUCAACACCAAGAACCAGAACGUCAAGGACCGGGCCGAGGGUCUGGUACUGAAAGUCCUCACUGCCUUUAAGACGAGCGAAAUCGAGAAAGCGGUCCAGUCUCUGGAUAAGACUAAAGUGGACCUGCUUAUGAAGUACAUCUAUAAAGGGUUUGAACGACCAUCAGAGAACAGCAGUGCGGUGCUGCUCCAGUGGCACGAGAAGGCACUUACCGUAGGUGGUGUGGGCUCCAUCGUGCGAGUGCUCACAGCUAGAAAAACCGUCUAACUCUCUCCAUCAGGACGCCUUGGCAGCGCUGGCACAGGGAUUGGCUGGCCCAAGCUCAGCGCCAGGCUCAUCAUUACACUGUGGAGGACGUCAGCCUCUCUCUCUCUCCUUUUUUUUUCACCUCUAUGAUUUUUUUUUUUCUAUUCUCGUUACAUUGCUCGCAUUCUGGGUUUUGUCCAGAGACGGCAAAUCACAGCAGCUCAGAUCUGUACAUCACCCGAACAGCAGCAUUCCUUUUAAGCGGAUUUGCAGAUCUGAUCUCUGUUCUUUACAUGUUUACAAAAGCAGAUGUUCCCCUAUCUCCAUCUGCUCCACCUCUUUCACCCCAACGAACUGUUAAAAUAGCUUCAACUGACUUAAGGUAUACAUGUACUUCCAGUAGAUUGUUAUAUACCGGAAGGUGCGAGUGUUACAGGUAUGACUGUAGACUGUUGUCCUGUACGUUUUGCCACGUGUGAUGAAAUAUCAUACAGUCUUUCACCCCACAAACAGCUACCUUGUGCUAAUCAGCUGGCUUAAGGGCACGAACAGCGAUCACUUGCGCUUAUGAAAUCUGCAGGGCUCGAAUUAAUCAGGUGCUUUGGCGCUAACGCGUGUCAGUAAAUGACUUUAAAAGUAAUUCAUCACGGUACAAAAUUCCUGUCGGCCAUAACGCUUAGCAUAUUUCCAUGAUUAGAAGUCCCACUGGAUUGUAAGAGAUAUCUGUUUAGACUCUGUGUCCGUUUUUUCAACACAACACUGAUAUGUGCUCGGCUGAUAUCAACGCAGCUUACCUGUCUUACAAACUACGCCUGUAUCUGUCAACUUCAAGAUUUCACCAAAAUAAAGAUGACGAUGUUUGGUUAUAACUAGCGGUGGAACGGUACACUGGUUAAAAAUAGGUACACGAUUAUGAGUUAUGAGGUACUGGUUUGGAUCCUUAUGUUUUCCAGUGGGAAUGUACUUCUUUGAAAUCUGCAAGUUUUAAAACAUUUCAGAAAAAGCCUAGAGAAUUUUUGUGUCUCUGUAUUUUUUUUUUUUUUUUUUUACUAAUAAACUGCUAGAUGCUGAGAAGGAUAAAUGUGGAACGGUUUUAACUGAACAGUCAGACUGUCACUGCAGUGUCAGUAACCACUGAGUUUACGCAACGUGAUGCAAUAUUGAAAUUUAUCGCUAUGGCAGCAACUGUGGUGGUUCAGUCAGCUCUUCUUGACGCUAUGUGUAAUUAGUGUAUUCAGAGUCUAUUCUUACAAACUGGACAUCACAGGGAAAAAAUUUCAUCCUACUGUCUUGUUUCCAAAGUCUCUACACCUUCACGUUGUCCGUAUAGUACUUAACCGCCACACAGCUAUAACACCUAGCAGCAUAUAUUGCCCUGCUGCCUAACAACCAUUUUGAAAGCACAAGUUCUACUUAUUAAAAGUUAACGAUAAUCUUUUUUUUUUUCCUUCUUCUUUUUUUUUUUCCAAUACCGUUCCAACUCUGAGUUAUAGCCAAACACGUUGGCUUUAUUUUAUUACUGACAGUCUGGUCCUGAAUGUUGCUGUUUUAGGAUCAGCUUUUUAUAAACUUUACAUUUUGUUUAUCAGGACAGGACAAGCCAAAGACUGAUCCAGCAUCAGCAACAAAUAAAAUCUGUUGCGUGUCAUAUUCAAACUUGUUUAUGUAUAUCUUGUAUAUCACAUAUAAAGGCAUUAGUUGGGGCUAGCCUCGACUCACAAUCUGCCGUUUCAUUUCAGAGAAGCUAAACGCAAAUAACGCAAGAGAGGGUGUGCGAACAAUCCCUCAAGUACUGCACUAGUAUUACUGGAACUAAACAUUUCCAGUCAGUGUGUGUGUGUGUAUUUAGGGAAUGCUUUUAGCAUAGCCUUUGUGUAAUCCAUCAAAGAAGCCAUAUGUGAUGAACAGACUGACAUGGCCAUGUUUGAGAAGUUCUAGUUGUGCAUAUCACUCAUUUGAUCAAAAGUGCAAAUAAAAUGUACCAGUGUACUGCCUUAUGAAUGAUUCCUUUUAUAAUGUGUUAUCCAUUUGGAAGCAAUAAAAUUGUAUUAAUUGAAAACUG